UCGAGAAAAAUUCAAAUUUCUACCCCAGCCCGCUCCCUUCCUAACUUCAGAGAGAGAGAGAGAGAGAGAGAGAGAGAGAGCACAAAGCCGGUGGACAGUGGACUGCGAUAGCGAACCAUUUCGCAUUCAUAGCAGCGAGAUUAGCGUUUUCAGUAGCGGACCCGCUCUCUCUCUCGCCGCCGAUCCAAAAUGUCCGGCCGCCACGAGAAAGAGAAGGGCGUCAACGUUCAGGUCCUUCUUCGGUGCAGGCCUUUUAGCGAGGAAGAGUUGCGGAGCAAUGCACCGCAGGUUGUUACUUGCAACGAGUACAAUAGAGAAGUGGCUGUGUCCCAAAACAUUGCCGGGAAGCAUAUCGACAGGGUUUUCACUUUCGAUAAGGUUUUUGGCCCUUCAGCCCAACAAAAAGAUCUGUAUGAACAAGCAGUGAUCCCGAUAGUGAAUGAAGUUCUAGAGGGAUUUAACUGUACCAUAUUCGCAUAUGGUCAAACUGGUACGGGAAAGACUUACACAAUGGAAGGUGAAUGCAAGAGGUCAAAGAGUGGGCCAAACGGAGAAUUGCCUCCAGAAGCUGGAGUUAUACCUAGGGCUGUUCAGCAGAUAUUUGAUACUCUUGAGAGCCAGAAUGCAGAAUAUAGUGUAAAGGUAACUUUCUUGGAACUGUACAAUGAGGAGAUCACUGAUUUGCUUGCGCCUGAGGAAAUUUCGAGAGUUGCUUUGGAGGAUAAGACGAAAAAGCAGUUGCCUCUGAUGGAGGAUGGGAAAGGUGGAGUUCUUGUUAGAGGUCUGGAGGAGGAAAUUGUGACAAGUGCAAGUGAGAUUUUUACUCUUAUUGAAAGAGGAUCUGCAAAACGUCGCACUGCAGAAACUUUACUAAACAAGCAGUCAAGUCGAUCACAUUCUUUGUUUUCCAUUACAAUACACAUUAAGGAAGCAACACCAGAAGGUGAAGAACUAAUUAAAUGUGGCAAGCUGAAUCUAGUUGAUUUAGCUGGCUCGGAAAACAUUUCUCGUUCUGGUGCUCGGGAGGGCCGUGCAAGAGAAGCUGGAGAAAUCAACAAAAGUUUACUGACUUUAGGGAGAGUGAUUAAUGCCCUCGUUGAGCAUCUUGGGCAUAUCCCGUACAGGGAUAGCAAGCUUACCCGUUUACUUCGUGACUCGCUGGGAGGAAGAACGAAGACAUGCAUUAUAGCCACGGUUUCACCAGCUGUACACUGUUUGGAGGAAACUUUAAGUACGCUGGAUUACGCGCAUAGGGCCAAGAACAUAAAAAAUAAGCCCGAGGUUAACCAAAAAAUGAUGAAGUCAACUCUUAUCAAGGAUCUUUAUGGUGAAAUUGAUCGCCUGAAGGCAGAGGUUUAUGCUGCACGUGAAAAAAAUGGUGUCUAUAUUCCGAAGGAGCGAUACUAUCAGGAGGAGAGUGAAAAAAAGGCUAUGACAGAUCAGAUUGAGCAAAUGGGGAUUAUGCUAGAAACACAUCAGAAGCAAGUUGAGGAAUUGCAAGAUAAAUAUAAUGUCCAAAUCAGGCAAUGCUCUGAUUUGUGCCAUAAACUUGAUGCUACUGAGAAAAACCUGAAUCAAACCAACAAAUUACUUGCCAACACUGAGGAGGAACUCCAUACAUGUCGGUAUGCUUUGACGGAAAAGAAUUUUAUCAUCUCUGAACAGAGAAAAUCAGAAAAUGCACUGGCUCAUCACGCUUCUGUUUUACAAUCUGACUUGGAAAAAGCUCUUCAAGAUAAUGCAUUAUUGUUUUCAAAAAUUGGAAGAGAAGACAAACUUAAUGCUGAUAACAGAUUGGUGGUGAACAAUUUUGAAUUAGAGCUUUCCCACCAAGUUGGUUCUCUUUGCAAAUUGGUGGCAACUUCAAUGAAUGAACAGAAAGAGCAGCUUCAGAGUGUUGAGAAGCUAUGCCAUUCUUUUACAGGCAUACAUGAUAAGGCUGUUGUGGAUGUCAAGAAGAAAGUUACAGCUUUGAGGGCUUUAUAUAUGUCUCAUACAGAGGCAGUGCAAAAUGUUGUGCGCUUGCACAAGGCGACCUCUAAUGCUGGGCUAGAGGAGAUUUCUUCUUUGGCUGCUUUUAAUGCACACUCUAUUGAAGAAUUUUUAGCAUCAGAGGCCUGUGAAGCCUCUUCAAUAUUCAAUGAUCUUCAGGGUACUCUAUCCACUCACCAGGGAGAAUUGGCUGUUUUUGCAAGGGAAUUGCGACAGAGAUUUAACGUUAGUAUUGAGCAAACGCGGGACAUUUCUGAUUACAUUCACGGAUUUCUUCAAAAGCUUCUGGAAGAAUCAAAGAGGCUAGAAAAUUAUGCAGUGCAUGCUGAUGAAACUCAAGUGAGGAGCAUUGCUGAGUUUCAAAAGGCCUAUGAGGAGCAAUCAAAAUUUGAAGCAGACAAGCUCAUUGCUGAUGUAACCAGUUUGGUCUCCGAUCACAUUCAGCGUCAAAAAGAGCUGGUCGACACAAGGCUUGUUGAUAUUAGAGAAAGUGCUGUUGCAAACAAGGCAUUCUUGGAUAGACAUGUUUCAUCGGUGGAGGGUAUCACAACAGAUGCAAAAAGAAAGUGGCAGGCAUUUUCUACACAAGCAGAGAAUGAUGCCAAUGAUGGUGCUGAAUACUCUGCUGCAAAACAUUGUCGCAUGGAGGUACUCCUGCAGCAAUGUGUAAAUACUGCUGAAUCGGCUUUCAAACACUUGAAAAGGACACACGAGUGUGUGAAUGAGAUGGGCAGUAAACAUGUUUCUGCUAUGGUGUCACUUAUCAGGAAUGCUUCUGAUAGCAAUGAUCAGCAUGAUGUUGAGAUUAGUUCUGCUCGGGUUGCAGCUGAGCAAGAUGUGUCAAAGAAUAGCGAGGAUGUUCUACAGCAUGUUGAUAGUGUAUCUGAGCAGGAGCGAGCAUCGAUAUCUGGAAUUUUGGAGGUUGUGAAAGCCCAUGCAAAUAGCCUCGAAAUUCUAAGGGAAGAUCACUCUGGCCAAGCGGCAUGCAUGGAGGAGAAGGCACGAGAAACCUUUCAGCAGCAAUAUAUGGAUUAUGAGGCCAGUGGCACAACACCAACAAGAUUUGAGCCAGAAGUUCCAAGUAGGGGGACCAUCGAGUCACUUCGAGCCAUGCCAAUGGAAGCCCUUAUUGAGGAAUUCCGGGAAAACCAUUCAUAUGAAUCAUUGGAAGUGAAGGAACUGAAACCUUCGCUCAUACCACGCUCACCGCUUAUCCAACUGAACUAA
Molecule: messenger RNA, 3219 nt
Organism: Juglans microcarpa x Juglans regia
Lineage: Eukaryota; Viridiplantae; Streptophyta; Magnoliopsida; Fagales; Juglandaceae
Product: kinesin-like protein KIN-5C
Exons: 23
Coding region: 190-3219 (1009 amino acids)
Biological process (GO): microtubule-based movement
Molecular function (GO): ATP binding; microtubule binding; plus-end-directed microtubule motor activity
Source: RefSeq, a predicted model, not a curated record